AGGUCUCGUAAGGGUAGGUGACAUCAGCUGAUUAGACAUAAUAUGAGGAUUGAAUUUAGAGUUUCUUCCGAUCAUGUUUCACGAGUUUGAUAUAAUUAUUAUAUGAUGGUGUUUGUUUUAUCGAUGCUUCUUUCAUUUAUUUAACUGUGCAAGUUUAAAUAGAAGUGCAAGUCGAAAUAGAAUGUCUAACAAGUACUUAUAUAUUUCGUGUUACUUUUAUGAAUAAAUAAUUGCAUGUGCAUUAGAGUGUGUGACUAUGGGCUUUUCAGCACAAAAACCCACGGAGCCAAACUCAGAUCACGCAAUUGCGGGCGCUGUCAGUGGUUGCAUAACGAGAUUUCUGUGUCAACCUUUGGACGUCGUAAAAAUUAGAUUUCAAUUGCAAGUUGAACCAAUUUCAAGGUAUCACAUUAGUAAAUACAGAUCUGUAUUGCAAGCUUUCUUGCUAAUUAUAAGAGAAGAAGGAUCUACUGCCUUAUGGAAAGGUCACGUACCUGCACAAAUACUCUCGAUUAUCUAUGGGACGGCUCAGUUUUAUUCUUACAAUGUAUUUACGAAAAUGCUGCAACAAGUUCCACAAAUUAAUGAAUGGCAUCACACAAUGCAUUUUAUUGCUGGGGCUGGUGCUGGCAGCGUAGGAACAAUCAUCUCGUUUCCUUUUGACACAGUGAGAACUAGAUUAGUGGCUCAGUCAAGUAAUCAUCAGGUGUACAAAGGGGUGUUACAUUCUUGCAGUUCGAUUCUUCGACAAGAAUCACCAAAAGCCUUUUUUUCCGGUCUGCUACCAACUUUAUUGCAAAUUGCUCCACAUACUGGCCUGCAAUUUGCAUUCUAUGCGUUCUUCACUGAUUUCUAUAAAAAACACACCUUCGGUACUGAUACAAAUUUCUAUAAUUCUAUGUUAUCUGGUAGCACUGCUGGACUUCUAGCGAAAACAAUCGUAUAUCCAUUCGAUCUUGCUAGAAGAAGGCUGCAGAUACAAGGUUUCCAGCACGGUCGUAAAGGAUUCGGCAAAUUUUUCCAAUGUAACGGGUUAAUGGACUGCUUAAAAGUGACAAUAAAAGAGGAAGGUGUGCGAGGUUUAUUUAAAGGCUUAGUGCCAAGCCAAGUGAAAGCCACUGCAACUUCAGCUUUACAUUUUACUGCAUACGAACAAGUUCUGUUACUAUUAAAAAUAUUGCGAUGUUAGAAGCAUUAAAUGAAAAAAGAACAUA
Monomorium pharaonis (pharaoh ant) is the source of this 1214-nucleotide messenger RNA. RefSeq names its product mitochondrial thiamine pyrophosphate carrier (gene Tpc1). Gene Ontology annotation, cellular component: mitochondrial inner membrane. The record is from RefSeq and is a predicted model, not a curated record. The coding region runs from base 257 to 1189 and encodes 310 amino acids. Gene Ontology annotation, molecular function: thiamine transmembrane transporter activity. The transcript is spliced from 4 exons. Gene Ontology annotation, biological process: thiamine pyrophosphate transmembrane transport. Lineage: Eukaryota; Metazoa; Arthropoda; Insecta; Hymenoptera; Formicidae.